AUAGGUACAGGUGAGUCAGGCAAGUCUACAUUUAUUAAGCAGAUGAGAAUCAUUCAUGGCCAAGGCUACACAGACACAGACAGAGCCGGGUUUAAGCCUCUGGUUUUUCAAAAUAUUUACAUGGCAAUGGAGAACCUCUUGGCGGCCAUGGACUUACUCAAGAUUCAGUUUCAAAAUUCAGGAAAUGAGGAAAAUAGUGCUGUUGUUCGUGUUGUUGAUAAAGACCACGUGGAGGCUAUAGAUGAGACUCAAUUGAAAGCUCUGAAGGCUUUGUGGGCUGAUCCAAAAAUGCAGGCUUGCUAUGAUCGACGUAGAGAAUAUCAACUGUCCGAUUCAGCCAAAUAUUAUUUGGAUGCUCUGGAUAGAAUCUCCACUAAGGGGUAUAUUCCUAAUCAACAGGAUGUGUUGAGAGUGCGUGUUCCUACCACAGGAAUUAUUGAAUAUCCAUUUAAUUUGGACAAAGUCUUGUUUAGAAUGGUUGAUGUCGGAGGGCAGAGGUCUGAACGUCGGAAGUGGAUUCACUGCUUUGAAAAUGUUACAUCUAUCAUGUUUCUUGUGGCUCUUAGUGAAUACGACCAGGUGUUGUUCGAAGAACAAAAUGAGAAUCGUAUGGAGGAAAGCAAAGCUUUGUUUCAAACUAUCAUCACGUAUCCGUGGUUUCAGAACAGUUCUAUUAUUCUGUUUCUCAAUAAGAUUGAUCUGCUGGAGGAGAAAAUCAAGAUGUCUCAUUUAUCAGAUUAUUUUCCAGAAUACAAAGGUAAGCAAUUUAUUGGUUUUGUACAUGUACUGAGUGAGGAUGUUAAUGUGCAAAACUGCACAGUCAAUUGUAACUUUUUAUACACGAAAUAGUUGUAGUUGA
Messenger RNA from Corticium candelabrum, 859 nucleotides. Its product is annotated as guanine nucleotide-binding protein G(q) subunit alpha-like. NCBI's taxonomy places the organism in Eukaryota, Metazoa, Porifera, Homoscleromorpha, Homosclerophorida, Plakinidae. Gene Ontology annotation, biological process: adenylate cyclase-modulating G protein-coupled receptor signaling pathway. The coding region runs from base 43 to 849 and encodes 268 amino acids. Gene Ontology annotation, molecular function: GTPase activity; guanyl nucleotide binding; G protein-coupled receptor binding. Gene Ontology annotation, cellular component: heterotrimeric G-protein complex. The record is from RefSeq and is a predicted model, not a curated record. The transcript is spliced from 5 exons.